Molecule: messenger RNA, 608 nt
Organism: Micromonas commoda
Lineage: Eukaryota; Viridiplantae; Chlorophyta; Mamiellophyceae; Mamiellales; Mamiellaceae
Exons: 1
Coding region: 4-393 (129 amino acids)
Source: RefSeq, a predicted model, not a curated record
CGGAUGAACGGACGUUUUGCAUUAAUAAGGUUUAAACACCCGUCCACGUCGCGAGAAUAUAGACGCACCGAGAGCCGCGGAGGCGCGACUCGAAAGAAUCGAAAGAAAAGGAAGGUUCACCCCGACUCGCGCGCGGCGGCGGCGAGAGUCGAAGUCGCAGACGCGGUUUCGACUCGGUCGUCUCCGGCGUCGGCGUCGGUACACCCCGCCCGGCUUUUGCUCUUUAUCACUCGUGGAUCUCCUCGUCCUCGUCCUCCUCGGGCGCGAGCUCCACGAGGUACUCCUGCACCUCGAACAGCGCCUUGUCCUUCCCCGGUACGGUGGCGCUGGAGUCGUCCCUCCACUGGAGUAUCGGCCGCUCGCACACGACGUCGCCGCUGUACAUGUCCUUGAACAGCCUCGUGAGCAGCCCGGCGGGGUGGCCGGCGUCGUGCGCGAACCUCUGCGCGGCGAAGAGCAUCGCCAUCUCCCGUCCCUCCUUGUCGUCCUUAUCCGGACCCCACACCACGGACUUGAGGAGCGGGAUGAACCUCUCCAGCUCCUCCAUCGGCCUGUCCGAGUCGCACUUGGACGCGUCCGGAAUGGCCGCGCGCAACGCGGCGAGCGCA